CGUGAUCGCCUCUGGCCAAUGGGGAGUGUCGUUACAGGCGCAAUGCGGUUGUCGGGAUGUAAGGAGGAAUGGCGACGGCCGAGAGGGUUUUGGAGGCCAGAGCGGAGCUGGAUUUGACCAACAGAGGCGGAUUAGAGGCUUGAAUCUUCUCUGUGUUCAACUAAAAUCCCAAAAUGGAAACCGAAGUUACAGUCUCCUCCUCAUCGAGCAUCGUCUCAUCCUCCGCUCCACAGACUUCAACCAGUCAGGCCAACCUGGCAGCAAAACAGCGAGACAGCAGAAAGUCUACAACUCCUGCCUUUCUGUCCAACCUGGGCAGGGCCACCCUGCGGGGCAUUCGCAAAUGCCCUCAGUGUGGCAUCUACAAUGGCACCCGUGGCCUCAGCUGCAAGAACAAAGCCUGUGGGGUGUCCCUGAGAAAUGCCACAGCAGCAGGUCGAAGCAGCAAGAAGUGUGUGGUGGAGGUGGCUCAGGUGAUCAUUGACAGUGAGGAGAGGUCGGGGAAGGAGCCUGAGGGAGGAGGGGAGGUCCUGGGUGGUGGCUCAGGUGGAGGAGCUCAGGUGUUUUCCGUCUGUCACAGAGGAAGAGGAGCUACAGCGACACAGUGGGGCUUCGUUGAGCUUGUUCCCACUGAUACUGCAAUAGCUACUGGGGAUGGGGCCACCCUGCUCACCCGCAUCAACCUGGGGCGCUGCUUUUUGCCCUCUUGCAGGCAGGGUCAGAGGUCAAAUCAGGGUGAAUCAGAGUCGGUGGCGGCCAAACAGUCCUCCGACAGCCUCUGCAUCCACAUCAAGCAAGCCAUUGAGUGUCGGAACCGUGCGACGCCGCUGACUUUAAAGAGCUCCACCCUAGAGGGCUUGCAGGCCUCCAUUCAAGCCAGAGAGGAGCUGUGGAGGCUGGCCACGGAGUCUCCCGGGCCCCUGGUGCAGCGUGUCUCCAAAGACACCCUGGUUGUGAAGUGCCACACGGACUCCCACCAUCCUCUGGGCCUGCUGCAUCUCACCGUGGGUGCAGGGGGACUGUCAGACCCCUUAAAGACUGACAGAAGUGUUUUUCACUGUGCCUGCCAGAGUAGCAUGAGAAGAAACAAACCUGGUGCUGAUGGGGCAGGUGGACCGGUCAACUCUCACCCUCCUCCCAGCUCAGUCACAUCCCAGCCCUGCCUUCACUUCUACGCCUGUGUGUGUGCCUUUGCAAGUGAUGAGAAACUGGCUUCAGAGUUUGCAGCUUUCAUCAACUACACCUCCAGAGGUGUGCAGCAGAAUGCUACCUGUAGAAUAAUAAGUCCUGGUGAGAAGCCUUCACAGCAGACCGAACCCGUCAACUCUUAUCACAAAGCCAAGACUCUCCGCCUGGAGGACUCUGUCUCUGCCCCCUCAGUGGCCUCUCCCUCUGGACUGGUGAAGGAGGGAGUGUCGGCCUCCUGCCUGAGGAAAGCUGCUCAGAGGAACCACCCUGGUGCUAGUGGGCUGAAGGCUCCAGGGAGCACUCAGGUGGUGGAUGAGCGAACCGUGACGAUGGGCUUCCAUGAGUGGCUGGCCGGUGUCACAGAGAGGAUCCACCAGACAAUGCACUACCAGUUUGAUGGGAAACCGCAGCCUCUGGUUUAUCACAUUCCCCAGGAGUUCUUUAAUGCUCUGCAGCAGCGUCUGUCGCUUGGAUCAAAGAAGAGGAGGCUGCCCAACUUCACAACAGCAUUUGUGAGAAAUGACGGACUUCCUCUGGGCUCCUUCUCCAAGUACACCUGGCACAUCACCAACCUGAUGCAGGUCAAACGCAUCUUUGACACUACCGAGUUGCCGCUGGAGGUCACUCAAAGUUUUGUGAAAAACGUAGAUGGUUCUUACUCACGUUUCCGCUGUCCUGAGCCGCUGCCUGAGCCAGAAUUACCGGAGGGAUUCAGGACAGAUCGACCGCAGGCGAUACGACCCAUGGAGCUCCGCACUUUCCUUAAAGUUGGACCGGGCACAGAAGAGCAGAAGGAGGCCACUCCGUUUGUGAUCGAGUGGAUCCCCGACGUUCUCCCCCGCUGCCAGAUGGGAGAGCUCAGGAUCAGCUUUGAGUUUGGCCACCAGCAGAGCGGUCAGCCUGAGUUCUACGACAAAAUGAGCACGGCGGAGAAAGGAGGUCGCAACAAGUCAGACUGUGUCCAACCCAAACUCAGCAACGCUAUGGAGAUUCUCCAGGUAGUUGUCUGAAGGCCCUCCAUUCUCUUCCUUGUUACACAGUGUUAAAAUCUGCAAUAACCAACCUCACAUACAAAUUAUGUGCCAUAUAUCCAUGUGUUAUUACUGUUAUUAAUAUUAUGCAAUUUAUGUAUGAUCAAUUGCCACGUGACUCACACAGUAUAUUGUUGAACAGUCUAGUCUGUAACUGAGCUCUCAUCUUAAUGCUGAGUAUUUUUAAGUCUCAGCAUUAAAAUCAAAAGGAAGUAUAUAUAUUUUUUGGAAAUAAAAAUCUAUUAUUAAAUUA
Molecule: messenger RNA, 2472 nt
Organism: Acanthochromis polyacanthus (spiny chromis)
Lineage: Eukaryota; Metazoa; Chordata; Actinopteri; Pomacentridae
Gene: c18h2orf42
Product: chromosome 18 C2orf42 homolog
Exons: 9
Coding region: 174-2198 (674 amino acids)
Cellular component (GO): nucleus
Source: RefSeq, a predicted model, not a curated record